Microplitis mediator is the source of this 966-nucleotide messenger RNA. RefSeq lists its product as uncharacterized. Lineage: Eukaryota; Metazoa; Arthropoda; Insecta; Hymenoptera; Braconidae. The transcript has 6 exons. The record is from RefSeq and is a predicted model, not a curated record. Bases 1 to 534 code for a protein of 177 amino acids.
AUGCAAAAAUGUAGUUUAGCCAAAAAACUAGGGAAAUAUAAUGAUGCCAAGAGCUAUGUAAUCACAAAAGGGAACGAUUCAUAUGAAAAAGAAGCCAGCUCGCGUCAUCUAGCUACUAUUCAACUAAAUGAGAGUAAUAAGGAUUCAGAACAAAUAAAUAAUACUUCAAAUUCAAUAACAUCUUACAAACAUGUUAUCCAAAAACUUUCUGAAUCCAGUAACGAAAUAAGUUUGCCUAUUUCUAAUGUUGAACAUGAUGCCAUAAUAAGUUUUGUAUCGGAUGCUAUGUCAUUUCUAACUUCUUUGGAAGUUAAUACGAAUAUUGAUCCAGAAGAAAAAUUAAAACUGUCUAGAAUGUAUACUUUAGUGCAAGCGCCCAAUGAAAAUCUAAUAAAUGAAAUUCGGAACUACAAAAUCACAACGGAUAAAGUUGAAGUGAUGAUUACAAAUCUACAUAUUCUUCAAAAUUUUUCAGAUGUAACAGAUACAAGUGUAGAUGGAAACGUUUCUUUGGACCCAACACUGGAUUUGUAACCAUCAAAGUAUAAUAAAUUUUUUUCUUUUAAUUAUAUUAAUUCUUGCAUGUCAGUAAGUAAUUGCUGAGAUGUAUCUAAUUUAUUGUCCAAAUUUAGUUUUAAAAGCAAAAGUUGAGGAUCAACUAUAUCCUGGACAAAUUUAUAAAGAUUAUUGACAUUUUUAAUUUUAAUUUUAUUGCUAUUUUUGUAAUGAGUUUUUUAUUUAUAUUUACUCACCUUGAAAUGAGUUUGUACGGGUGCAGGAGACAUGUAAGUCGACUCUUUUACUUGAUUGUGAUAUGAGUCAUUUGUUAUAUCUUUUUCUGAUUUUUCAACCUGAUAUACUCUCAAUGAUAAUCUUUCUCUAAAACAAAAAUUGUAGUUAAUAUUUUUUUAUUGUAUUUAAAUUUUGUACAUAUGAUAAAAUAAUUGUAAUUAAAACUAAAUUAAU